AUGAUAGAUAGAAUAUUAGACCAUGUUUUCAUGUCUGGAGCCAGAGAAGUGCUUGAUGGCCAUUCACUUCUGAAACAUGGCAUAACCCAUGUGCUUACCAUCUCUGCCGUUGCGAUUCCAGUGGAACGACGGCUUCCAAACAUUGAUUAUCACUUUUUGUUUGCGAUGGACCUCUCGAAUCAGGAUCUCCUUGGUGGAGGGCAGAUCGCGGAAGGGAUAGCUUAUAUCACGAGAGCUGUGCAGUCAGGCGGAGAUGUGCUGGUUCACUGCCCAAAUCAAGGAUUUUAUGCUCAGUUGCAAAUCUUUGAAUCACUUCAUUACCAAAUCGACGGACCCUCUUUAGCUGGAAGUCGUAUGUAUAAAGAUUGGUGUGUUUCGUCUGGCAAUGUUCCACACAAUGGUGCCCAGCCACAAGCAGCUACAUUAUAUCAAGAGGUUAAUGCUGACGAUUGUUCAAAAGAGCGAGGGAAUAAAUACAGAUGCGGGAAGUGCCGUCAUAUUCUUUUCUUUGGCGAGCAUCUGACGAAACAUAAACGUGCUGAUGGCGAGGUGUGCGAAUUUGGCUAUCUUAUCGAACCGAUGAAAUGGAUGAAUGUGUCGGAAUACGAGGGAAAGAUCUGUUGUCCAAAGUGCGACUCAAAGCUUGGCAACUAUUCGUGGGGUGGUCGACAGUGUCAAGGCGAUCCUGGAGCCAGGUGUAUGCAACAUGUCACACCAUGGGUACACCUUCAUCGUUCCAAAGUGGAUGAGGUGGCCACACAGUCACCUAUUGAACGACUUCAGACGCCCCGUCCGCAGAUCCCAGCGGUCAUCAUAUCAUGA
Molecule: messenger RNA, 822 nt
Organism: Ostertagia ostertagi
Lineage: Eukaryota; Metazoa; Nematoda; Chromadorea; Rhabditida; Trichostrongylidae
Source: the annotation of a GenBank genome assembly